AUGCCAAGCGCAGACGUCGAGCUCUUCUCGCCCAACACCCAUCUGCUCUCAUUUCAGCUACGCAACGGAAUCAACAUACACAGGUUAAAAAACAAAGUUGGGACUCAUGCGCUCCCGACGGCCGAACUCGAACUCGAGGACGAACUCGAACUCGAGGACACAAUCGGCUUUCUCCUCAUCGCCCCGACUUCGAUCGGAAAUCUCGCGAAAUGCCUCGCUAUCGCACGGUCCUAUGCUCAGGUCCGACAGGUGGCCGAUCCAGCUCCGGGACGGGUCGGAGGUCAAGCUUUAUUGGUUGAUGUACCACUGCAUACAGCCACCUUGGCUCGGGUCGAGGUUCUCCGACAUGCGCUAACCCAUUUUUUGUUUGGAGUCGUGGAGUUGUUGGGAGCCUCCGAGGCUGGGACGGCAACGAACAGCGAACGUGUACGGUUACGUCUCUUGACGCCGGUUCUCAAAGCGUUCGCGGCUGACCGUGCAGUAGGCGGGAUGGAAGAAUGCAUGGCGGCGCUAGGAGGACUUGGGUACAUGGAGGAGACCGGAAUAGGGAAGACGAGACUGAUCCGAGACUCGCUCGUGGAGAAGAUCUGGGAAGGGACGGUCAAUGUGCUCGCACUGGAUAUGCUGCGCGCUAUGCGAGGAGGAGACGCCAUCAAGGCCUUUUGCGAAUGGUCGCGAGCUAUUAUCGCCCGGUACCCCGGACCCUCUAUCAACCUCAUCAAACGACGACUGACACUGCUCGAAAGUCUAAACCCCAGCAGCUGCAGUUCACACGCGCGCCAGGCCCUAGUGCUCGUGGCACAUCUCGCUUCCGCGUCAUAUCUAUUACAGCACGCACAGUGGUCUCGACUCGAGCUAGACGCUGUGAUCGCCCAACGCUGGAUCGAGGAGGAGCUCGAGGGGAAGCUUGUUUGGGACGCAGACCAAGACUGGAACAAGAUGAUAGUGUACCAGUCCAAAGCAGGCGAGGAUGUGUGGUGGGGUGGCAAGGCUGACCGCCGACCGAUCGACCCGCCGCCUAUUGUGCAGCUGCGAGUGAUCGAUCCGAAUGGGACACCGUCGCGGCCCGGAUCACCUGCGUCGUCGCAGUCAUACCUUCAGAACCCAUACUAUUUCAUGUUUGCCAGUCUGGCGAGCGUCGACACGGACGAUGAGCUCCAUCUGCUCAAGGAUGGCAAGACACGAUGCACGACAGGUUCGGUUGUGUCCUCGCUCUAUCAUCUCAAGGAUACCGAGAAUGGCGGUCAAGACGCCGGAUUCUUUGUCUUUCCCGACUUGUCCGUCCGCACAGAAGGUUCAUACCGCCUCAAGCUUACGCUCUUCGAGGUCCACGGGGCGACUGUGCACCACUGCAGGUCCAUCUACUCGAAUCCGUUCUAUGUGUUUACGGCCAAGAAGUUCCCAGGCAUGGAGGAGUCGACGUCGCUAUCGUGUUCGUUGGCGGACCAAGGGAUCAAAAUCCGAAUUCGCAAAGACAUACGAGUACGGAAGCGACCAGUCCAACCGCCAACUCGAAUGCGCUCGCACCGCACGGAGGCGGAAACCCUUUUGCCGGAGGAGGCACCAUGGUUGUUCCCCUCGACGACGACGAACAGCCACCCGUUCCGAGCGGCAGCAACAUUCCUCAGGGUGCGCCCCCAGGCCAGCUCCCCCACCGCCCCCGCCCCUCCCGCACCCACGACAAAUACACCGGCCCCUGUCCGUCCCCCGACAUCGAAUGCGAACCACCCGAUCCCCCCGAGUGGGAUUGGCCUUCCUCCCCCUGUGCCUGGAGGUGCUCUCCCACCGCCACCACCACCAUGGCCAGCCCAUUCCACGACACCCGGCCCCACCAAUAUGCCUCCCCCCGCGAACAUUCCCGCCAACAUACAACAUCCUCCUGCGCCCGACCCGAUCCCCCCGAGUGGGAUUGGCCUUCCUCCCCCUGUGCCUGGAGGUGCUCUCCCACCGCCACACCACCACCAUGGCCAGCCCAUCCCGACACCCGGCCCCACCAAUAUGCCUCCCCCGCGAACAUUCCCGCCAACAUACCAUCCUCCUGCGCCCGGUCCGGGGCCAAACAUGAGUGCACCGAUGAACAUGAACAUGGGUGCUAUUCCCCCUCACGCCCACAACAUGCCCCCCGGCCCUGUGCAGAACCACCAGAUGCCGCCUCACAACAUGGCACCGUCUUCAUCCCAUCCAAUUCCACCCCACGGAAUGCCGCCCACUAUGCCUCCACAUCAGCACCAGCACCAGCACCAUCAGCCGAUGCAUCCCCCCGCAAGCGGACACGGAAUGCCCCCACCUCCCAUGCCUCACUCGCAGCCGCCCGGUCCUCCCCCUCCGGGACAUGUCAUGCAGUCCUCCCCGCCCCCGCCUGCUCACGGUCCCGCACCCGGCAUGCCCCCACCUCCACCCGAACGUUAG
Molecule: messenger RNA, 2409 nt
Organism: Rhizoctonia solani
Lineage: Eukaryota; Fungi; Basidiomycota; Agaricomycetes; Cantharellales; Ceratobasidiaceae
Product: acyl-CoA dehydrogenase
Exons: 9
Coding region: 1-2409 (802 amino acids)
Molecular function (GO): oxidoreductase activity, acting on the CH-CH group of donors
Source: RefSeq, a predicted model, not a curated record